AUGACGACCCUUACAAACGCCUUUUCGCAUUCGUCUCAUGACACAGCCAUUAUCGUGCCCGGCAAGUCGCCCUUGACCGUGUCGUACGAGCAACUCACGGCCGACAUUCUCUCCUUCCAACUGAAGCUCGCCAAGCUGGGUAUUACUGCUGGCGACGCCGUCUCGAUCGCUGUCCCCAACUCAUACCCAUUCAUCGUCGCUUUCCUCGCAGUUGCAUGGCAGCGUGCCAUUGCCGCUCCUCUCAACCCCGCAUACAAACAGUCCGAGUUCGAGUUCUACAUCGACGACCUCAAGUCCUCUCUCGUCCUGGUGCCCCAGGGCUUAGCAGAUGGUCCUGCUGUCAAAGCCGCUACCAAGUACAAGGCUGCCGUCGCCGAGUGCUACUGGAAUGGAAAAGAGGUGGUCCUGGACAUCAAGCAUGAGGGCAAACUGAAGGGCAAGGGCAACAAGUCGCUUGAAUACGCUCAGCCCGACGAUGUUGCUCUCGUCUUGCACACCAGUGGUACCACUGGCCGCCCCAAGGCUGUUCCCCUCUCCCACAAGAAUCUGACACGCACAAUGUCAAACAUAAAGGCAACUUAUGACUUGACCAAGGCUGACCGCACUAUGCUGGUCAUGCCUCUUUUCCAUGUUCACGGCCUCCUUGCUGGCUUCCUCGCCCCUUUGCUCUCCGGAGGAUCUGUAGUUGUACCAGCUAAGUUCUCCGCCUCGGACUUCUGGAGCGACUUCCAGACUCACAAGGCAAACUGGUACACGGCAGUGCCCACCAUCCACCAGAUCUUGCUCAAGAGCCCUGCCCCUUCUCCUCUGCCGGAUAUCCGCUUCAUCCGUUCUUGUUCUUCGCCUCUGUCUCCCAAGGUCUUCCACGAGCUUGAGAAGACUUUCAAGGCUCCUGUGCUUGAAGCCUAUGCCAUGACCGAGGCUGCUCACCAAAUGACUUCCAAUCCUCUUCCCCACAAGGGCAAGCGUCAGCCUGGCUCCGUUGGUGUCGGUCAAGGUGUCGAGGUCAAGAUCCUUGACCAAGCAGGCAAGGAGGUACCUCAGGGUUCUGAAGCUGAGAUUUGCAUUCGUGGUGAGAAUGUCACUACUGGCUACCUCAACAAUCCAGAAGCCAACAAGACUUCCUUCACCGCAGAAGGCUUCUUCCGUACUGGUGACCAAGGCAAGCAAGACCCAGAAGGCUAUGUCAUCAUCACCGGCAGAAUCAAGGAACUCAUCAACAAGGGUGGUGAGAAGAUCAGCCCCAUCGAGCUGGACAAUGUCAUGGCACAACACCCCGCUGUGUCUGAAGCUGUCAGCUUUGCCAUCGAGGAUGACAUGUACGGUCAAGAUGUUGCUGUAGCAAUCGUGCUCAAAGACAACCAGAAACUCGAGCCUGCAGAUCUGAAGACCUGGAUGGCAGAACGUGUCGCCAAGUUCAAGUUGCCCAAGAAGGUUUACUUUACCGACGUCAUGCCCAAGACAGCUACCGGUAAGAUCCAGAGACGAAUGGUAGCUGAGGCUAUGCUCAAGCAAGAGAAGCCCAAGGCCAAGCUGUAA
Messenger RNA from Aureobasidium subglaciale EXF-2481, 1539 nucleotides. RefSeq lists its product as uncharacterized. Gene Ontology annotation, biological process: fatty acid metabolic process. Lineage: Eukaryota; Fungi; Ascomycota; Dothideomycetes; Dothideales; Saccotheciaceae. The record is from RefSeq and is a predicted model, not a curated record. The coding region runs from base 1 to 1539 and encodes 512 amino acids. The transcript has a single exon. Gene Ontology annotation, molecular function: medium-chain fatty acid-CoA ligase activity.